Momordica charantia (bitter melon) is the source of this 560-nucleotide messenger RNA. RefSeq lists its product as uncharacterized. Lineage: Eukaryota; Viridiplantae; Streptophyta; Magnoliopsida; Cucurbitales; Cucurbitaceae. The record is from RefSeq and is a predicted model, not a curated record.
AUCAGUCUCUCAGGUUUGGCUGAAAAACAAAGAGCUCUCUCUCUCUCUCUGAUUUUCCAAUAAUUCAAACAAAUUUCUCAAGGUUUCUGAGAUCACUCUCAUGGAGGAUCGCAAGGAGAAAGUGGCUCCGUGGCUGAGCGUUCCACAGUUUGGGGAUUGGGAGCAGAAGGGAGGGGUUCCAGACUAUUCAGUGGAUUUCUCAAAAAUAAGGGAAAACAGAAAGCAGCACAAGAGGGAUUUGUCGAGGGCAAGCAUUGGGAAUGAAGAGGAGCUGAUCAUGGCUUCAUCAACCACUCCCUCAACAAACAAUACAUCCGAUAAUGCAAACCACCAAUUCUCGCCCCAACCUUCUCCAACGACAAGAAAGAGCAUACUAAGCUACUUCAACUGUUGUGUGAAAGCAUGAAGAUCUCAAACUCAAAUACACCAAUCUUUAAUUAAUGAUGUGAUGUUCUCUCAUAUUUUAAUUUCAUCAUAUUUGGUUUGUAAGUUUACCAUAAGAACAUAAGUAACUUCUUUAGUUGAAUUCAGAUAAAUAAUCUAGUUCUUCUUUAUGUUUU